UGGUGUACUGCCCGCCUUAUGCUGCAUCUGAAUGGUGGAGAAAGCAAAGCAAAGUGAUCAGUGAGCAAGCAAGCACGUAUUGCCUCCGUCCUGUCCUUUACGACACCAUGACAACUUCAUGUGUGAGAGUGAGUGAGAGAGUGAGUGAUGUGUGAGUGAGUGAGAGAGUGAGAGAGAGUGAGUGAGUGAUCGGCAGGCGUCGAAGGGUAGGGCAGUGAAGCCGGAGCUAAGGUGACGAAGAAAGAAGAAACCCUACGGUGCUGGCAUUUUGCGUUUUUGUGGCAUUACUUAUUGUUGUGGUGCAAGCCGGUGUUGCACAUUUACGUCGGGGCUUAGCUCAAUGCUUGAGAGCUUGUGGCGUCGUCUCCGUGAAAUUAGCAUCUCAACUAACAACAUGAUUAAGGACUCGGAGACAAGGGGGAAGCGUUUAGAGGCCCUUUAUUCGGCGAUGCACCCUAUCCUGCCCCUUCGUUGUCGCCGGACCUUGAGCCUCCCCCAGGACUGAGUUCAUCCAAUCGAAGCCACUAUCCAUUGGCCCCUGAUUCUGCUCUUCAAUUUGCUGCGAUAGGCUCCCAGCACACUAGCACGUUCCUCCUCCUUAAGAGGGGCCUGUUUCAGUUGACGCGGGCGCGUUUGCGAGUCGUGGAUUCGUGGACAUUGCCCCGGCCAUCUGGUUGGCUGGCGCUGCCGGCUCAGUCGCGGGGGUGCGCUGUUGUUGAUUUGACAGUUUUCGUUACAUCAUUCGAAGUUUCGCGAAGAAUCUGUCAGAUUCUUGCGAUUUGGAGGAGUUGGUGUCUAUUCAAUGUGUUCAUCGAUGCUCUUUGAGUAGAGUGAAUAGGGGAUGUAGAGGUAUUUUACAGUUUGGCGGGGCUUUCUUCGACUGAGUCGCGAAGGUAUGCUACGCCAGGAGCCGGGUGUGUUUCGCGUGUCAUCGGGAAGCGAUGCGUGAUGAUAAACACGUGCUUAAGAUUGUGGUUUUAUAAGUUCGUCUGCCGCGUUGCAUUGGAUAUAGGGCCCGGUAGCGGCAGGUGUGAGUUGGGAGGUGGUCGCCAUGGGGAUCGGGCCAUUCAAAGCGGGCCAAUACAUCGAGCAGUUGUCAAUUGCCUGACACCUUUUAGGUUUGAAGUGGACAGAAAUUGUAGCUUUUGAAUUUAGAGGCACUUACAGGUGGCAGCGUUUUGCGUGACAAGCAUGAGGGAAUGCUUGUUGUUUCGCAGCGAUAUGAUUUUGCAAUUGCUUUAGAUCGGGGGAUUGACUUUUUUUUGUCUUCUUGUGGGUGGAAAGUGUAGCACCGGAGUUUGUGAGGCAAUUUUUGCAGUUUUACAUGUUCUACGUUCCGGAGAGUCCUAGUGCAGUGAUUUCUUCCGGUUGAAGCGUACACAUAGUUAGACGCUCAUCUUCAAUUGAAUACCAGUAGAUGAAACUGUGGUUCAUGGUUUCUAAGCUGCACGCUUCAGUUCCUUGGGUGGAGAUCGGUUCAAGCGCAAACUUGAGAGAAGUGUGUUGACCAUGUGAACAUCGUUUGAAGGAAAUUUUUGAGGUGCAAGACAUUUGAAGGAUUCUGAACGCGACUUUUUUGAAGGUUCAUUUUGGCCGUGAUUUUUUCGCAAGGCACGCUGAAAAGCUGGUCACCCGGAAGAAGACUCUGGCAUGUGACAACUCCUGUUACUUGUUGAUGAUACAAGCUCCAAGCUCCCUGAAUUUCAGCAUGUGUACCUCCGAAAGUUAUGGGAGGGUCCUGUAGAUUCGAGAUAUCACGCAGAAAUUUCACUCUGAAGCGAGUUUUUUGGUCAUCUCGCAAGCACGGAGAUGGAGUUUUGGCCCUAGAGAUCCUAAGAGGAAAGAAUGGCUUGCUCUGCAUAGCUGGUAGGCGUGGAGAUUUUGUUGUCUGUUAAGAGGAUACAAUUGAUUUUGGCGACGUACCGAGUUCCUUCAGCUGCUGAUAACCUACUGUUGCCAAAUCCAAGUGUGGUUUAAGUAUUUAGGAUGGGAAUGAUGCGGCGCGUCUUUUUUGACUUCAUUUACGUCAUUGAAGUAUUUGUGAGCACCAUCGUUCAUGCCACCUACGGCCUUAACUUAUUCUUAACGGUAGUAUGGGUAGACCUCAUGUCUGGUUUCAUGAGCAGCCCUCAGCAAUCCGCUCGAGUAUCGCCUGUCAUUGAAACUGGUGCAACUGAAACUGACGAUCGGGAAGUAUCCAAUUGUGUCAUGUUGAGUAGCAAAUCCGACGACCACAGCCUUGGCUAUGCUGGAGCUUUUAUGGAAGGACACGAGACAGCUCCAAUUGUCCUUGUGCAUGGUAUAUUCGGUUUCGGCUCACAGAAAAUGGGCCACUUGUCAUACUGGGGUGGUGCAGAGAAGCAAGAUGAUCGAAUUCUUGCGCCCGAUUUGGGUGCUCUGAGCAGCAUUCACGACAGGGCGUGUGAGCUCUUCUACUAUCUUAAAGGCGGCACUGUAGACUAUGGAGCCGAGCGCAGCCAGAAAUAUGGUCAUUCUCGAUUUGGUCAUACGUAUCACCAAGGUCACUAUCCUGAGUGGGACAGCAAACAUCCUGUACAUUUAGUUGGACAUUCUACUGGCGCACAAGUAAUCCGGCUUCUGCAAAACAUGUUAGCGGAUAAGUGUUUUCCAGGACACGAUUCUACAUCAGCAGACUGGGUGCUCAGUGUCACUUCCCUCUCAGGUGCUCUGAAUGGCACAACACGCGUCUAUUAUGACGGUAUACGGGCUGAAGAUGGGAAGUCGAUGAAGAGCUUCAGCCUAUUGCAAGUUCUGCGAGUGGGUGUGCUACUUUAUGAAUGGCUCGACAUUCCAUUUUUGAAACGAUACUAUGAUUUUGGAUUUGAUCACUACAACCUGCAAUGGCACAAAGCAGGAAUCACGGGCCUAUUAGAUACACUUUUCAAUAGAAGUGGACCCUUCGUACAUGAUAACUGGGUGCUUCCAGAUUUGAGUAUUCAGUCUUCAGUGGAGUUGAAUAAGAAACUUAGAACCUUUGAUAAGACCUUCUACUUCAGCUAUGCAACGAAAGGAACAAAGAGGUGGUUUUCGCUGUGGACGCUGCCGGGAAGCAUCUUCUCUACACAUCCGCUACUCUUCAUCCGGUCUCUGCAGAUUUGUCUAUGGCGUCAUCCUGAAGACCUUCCUCUUCCCUAUGAAGGUUACAGAGAUGAGGAUUGGCAAGAUAAUGACGGCGCAUUGAACACCAUAUCACAAUUGUAUCCUUGCUUGCCUUGUGUGCAUUCGAAUUGCGAGUUAGGAGCUGAUCUGAAUGAUUUAAAGGACGGAAGAGUUCUUCAACCUGGAAUAUGGUAUUACUCAACUUUAGUCGCGGAUCACAUCUACUUUAUCAUCAAUCGUGAAAGAGCUGGUGUUCAUUUUGAUGUACUAUAUGACAACAUAUUUCAACGGUGUAGAAAGCAAAUUAAGCCCUCAUUAAUAUCUUCUUGAGUUACAUUUAUUUUUCAUCACCAGACAUGCGCAGUGGAAGGUCGUGAACGCAAAUGUAGUAUGCAUUGAAGAUGUUCCUCGUGUAGGUAAAGUACAGUCCUGUCAUGCUAUUCAUAUAUUGAUUUACCCUCGCUUUGGGAUUUCUUGCGCCACUUACUUUGUUUAGGUUGAUUAGCACACGAUAAGGCAUUCAUAUUUAAUUCACUUGAUGGAACUUCUAUUAUCAUUUGCAUAGUAGAAGCGUCAUCGUUUCUUUCUUUUCAUUAGAAAUUUAAUUCACGGCAAGCUUGCAGCCAUUGUUGCAGAGCGUGAACUUUUCACAGAUUGAUGACCUUCUGUAGAAGGCAAGAGUACGCUUCAAAAUCCCCAUGUCUCAAGUGAUAACUUCUUUGACAGGUCAUUUUGCUCUUCACAUGUGAUGUCACACAGUUGAGCAAGAAUGAUAUCCUGCUUUUCUUGCUAGUGUGACUUUAUUCCAUAAUUUAGGUUGAAAUCAAGUGUCGGUGGACAAUUGUUGGAUUUUGCGGUAUUGCUAGUCUUUUAGAUUUUCGGCAACAUCAUGAUGAUUUCGAGCACAUCCUUUAGGAUGAUGUGCACUAUAUCAUAUGAACUGGAAAUUGAGUGUAACGAUAUAUUUGAAUCAUUUGUUUGCAUA
Molecule: messenger RNA, 4105 nt
Organism: Physcomitrium patens
Lineage: Eukaryota; Viridiplantae; Streptophyta; Bryopsida; Funariales; Funariaceae
Source: RefSeq, a predicted model, not a curated record